Messenger RNA from Capsicum annuum, 1923 nucleotides. RefSeq names its product kinesin-like protein KIN-1. Gene Ontology annotation, cellular component: microtubule; kinesin complex. Gene Ontology annotation, biological process: microtubule-based movement; cytoskeleton-dependent intracellular transport. Gene Ontology annotation, molecular function: ATP binding; microtubule binding; plus-end-directed microtubule motor activity. The record is from RefSeq and is a predicted model, not a curated record. The coding region runs from base 179 to 1807 and encodes 542 amino acids. The transcript is spliced from 13 exons. NCBI's taxonomy places the organism in Eukaryota, Viridiplantae, Streptophyta, Magnoliopsida, Solanales, Solanaceae.
UUUUAAAUACAUACCAAAGGCGUUCUUCAUUUUCUUUCUUUUCACGAAUCACUUCCAUCAGCUCAGUGGUAUACCAAGCUUCUUUUUUGGCGGGAAAAUCUUCAUAGCUCGUUCAUCAAAUAAUCGUAUUCAGAGAUCAACUUUUUUUCUUGCAAAGUGAUCGUUGAUCAGCUUAACAAUGUCCAGUAUGAAAGUUUGCGUGCUAUUCAGACCUCUGAAUUCCAAGGAACUCUCCGAGUUUGGCGAUGCUGUCUCUGUUCAAGGAAUUAACUCCGACUCAUUUAUAAUCAAGGAUGAAAAGGAACAAGAGUUUGAGUUUACCUUCGACAGAGUUUUCUAUCAAGGAUCUGAACAAGCUGAUAUAUAUGAAUUUCUAGCUCUGCCUAUAGUCCAAGGUGCCGUAGAUGCAAUAAAUGGCACGAUUAUCACUUAUGGACAGACCGGAGCAGGAAAGACAUAUAGCAUGGAGGGACCAAGCAUUGUAGAUUGUGAAAACAAGAAGAAAGGACUGUUGCAGAGAGUGGUGGAUGGACUUUUUGAUGCCAUAGUGAAUUCAGAGAAACCAAGCAAAUACACAAUCAAAUUAUCAAUGGUAGAGAUCUACAUGGAGAAAGUAAGGUUUGAGUCACUUUCACUUGUACCCGAGGAGAUUUCUCGAUUCAUAUCUAUUGCUAUCACUCAACAUCGCUUUAUUCAUAAACAUGCUUUUAAGUUAUCAAUUUCUCUCAGGGAUCUCUUCGAUUUAUCAAAGGACAAUAUACAGAUAAAGGAGAGUAAAGUACAUGGAAUUAUUCUAAAUGGAGCAACAGAAGUAGCUAUAUCCAACUCUACAGAAGCAUUGCAAAGUUUAUCUGUAAGGGAAAAUGAGACAAUGCAUUUCCAUAUGAGGCAUUUUACACAUUUUGGCUCUGAUAUGCUGUUCAUGUUACAGAGUGGGAUAGCUAAUAGAGCAGUCGGAGAAACACAAAUGAAUAUGUCGAGCAGCAGAAGCCAUUGCCUCUACAUAUUUACUGUCCAACAGGAUUUCGCGAAGGAUAAAAGGACCAAAUUUGGAAAGCUGAUACUCGCAGACUUGGCGGGGUCAGAGAAAGUUGAGAAGACUGGAGCUGAAGGUAAAAUUCUUGAAGAAGCAAAGACCAUCAAUCAGUCCCUCACAGCACUUGGGAAAGUGAUAAAUGCUAUGACUAGCUGCACUCCAGGAAAACCAACUCAUAUUCCUUAUCGUGAUUCUAAGCUCACUCGGAUCCUACAAGAUGCUCUUGGUGGAUGCUCUCAGACUGCAUUACUUUGCUGUUGCUCUCCAAGCCCUUUCAAUUCUUCAGAGAGCCUCUCUACCCUGCGAUUUGGUGCUAGAGCAAAGCAUAUAAAGGCAUCGGUACAUGUUAGUUGCAAGGAAGAUCUAGACUGUAACAAGGCUAUAGCUGUCUAUACCAAUGUAGAUGAGUCCAGGGAGAGGAUAUUGGGCAAGCUGAGAGAGACAAUGACAGCCGAAGAUGUUCAAUUGCUUGAGAAAUUAUUUGUACUGGAGGGAAUUUUCUUUGAUCCCAAUUCAGUUGAUGAGAUAGAAGCAGCAUAUGAAGAUGUCACGUCAAGAACAAUCUCAUCAUUGCAUAAAGCCGUGGAAGAGCUGAGUACAGGUGUAGAGAAGGUGAGUUUCCCUAAUGGUAUAGAGCUUCAUUUUGAUGUGCCGUGGUGGAUCAUUUCACAGAUGAAGAGGGAGAAUGCCGCUCUAAAGGCCAGGUUGAAAGCUUCUGAAGAAUUUUAUCGACGUCAACUCGAAAUAAGGCCACUCUGUUUGAUUCUCUGAUUGUAAUAAUGAACCUUCAUUUUUAAAGAUUGCGUUUAAGACAUGUAUAUUGAAUUUUUUUCCUCGUGAAUAUUGAAUUCGAUAUUAGGUUACUUGCCAUCUGAUGCUUUUUUUAA